AUGGAGUUCCAACUUGUCUUGCUAGUUCUGUUUGCUGUGUCACAUUCUUUACUCGAUGUUGCUUCUGAUUCUAGUGAAGAAGCACAUGCUCUUAUCAUAUGGAAAGCCAGUCUUGAAAACUGGAACCGAUCUCUCUUGCUAUCCUGGACCCUUUCUCCUGCAAAUGCGACCGAAAUUAGCCCAUGUAGUUGGUCAGGAAUUUCUUGCAAUCAUAAGGGAAAUAUCAAAAGUAUUCAGCUCAUUAAUACAAGCUUAGAAGGUAAGCUUCACUCAUUUUUGUUCUCUUCGUUUCCGCAUCUUGCUUAUCUUGAUCUUAGCAGUAACCACCUCUUUGGUACCAUUCCACCUCAAAUUGGAAACCUCUCCAAACUCCAGUACCUUGAUUUGUCGAAUAAUCAGUUUUCUGGGAAAAUCCCACCAGAAAUUGGCCUCCUGUUAAAUUUGGAGGUCUUUCAUCUAGCUGAGAAUCAAUUAAAUGGCUCCAUUCCUAAGGAGGUAGGAAAUUUGAAGUUCCUUUCCCAUCUAUGGUUAAGCAAAAAUCAACUUACUGGCAUUAUUCCUCCCACCCUGGGUAAUUUGAGCAACAUAAAAGUUUUGCUUCUUCGAAACAAUAAACUUUCUGGUCACAUUCCCCAUGAGAUAGGAUACUUAAAAUCUCUUUCUACUCUCGGGUUGAGCUUAAACAGACUGAUUGGCUUCGUUCCUAGUUCUUUUGGUAAUCUGAGUAACUUAGUAUUGUUAUAUCUCCGUGGUAACGAGCUUUCCGGUUCCAUUCCUCAAGAAAUCGGAAAUUUGACGAAGUUGGUUAAACUUUUGUUGUUUGAUAACCAUUUCACUGGCUUUUUGCCGCAAAAUAUUUGCCAAACUAGAGUACUAGAAAACUUUUCUGUUCGUGACAACAAUUUUGUAGGUCCAAUCCCAAAAAGCCUACGAAAUUGCACAAGCCUGGUUAGAGCCCGCUUUGAAAAUAACCAGCUGAAUGGAAAUAUAUCUGAAGAUUUUGGCAUGUAUCCUAAUAUUGAGUUAUUAGAUCUCAGCAACAAUAAAUUUUACGGUGAAAUCUUAUCUAUUUGGGCAAAGUGUCCACAAUUGGGCACCCUAAAGAUUGCAGGAAAUCACAUUACAGGGAGCAUACCGCCUGAAAUGGGAGACGCACCUCAGCUACAUGAACUUGAUUUUUCUCGGAAUCAUUUAGUUGGAGAGAUUCCAAAAGAGCUUGGCAAGUUGACUUCUCUAACUAACUUGACAUUGAAUGGAAAUCAGCUUUCUGGUGGUAUACCUGUUGAACUUGGAUUGCUUACCGAACUUGAGUACCUUGAUUUAUCCGCAAAUAAAUUGAGUAACUCAAUCCCUGGAAGUUUAGCUUCCUUAUUGAAAUUGCAUUACUUGAACUUGGGAAGCAAUCAAUUUAGCCAAGAAAUUCCAGGUCAGUUGGGGAAUCUAACUCAUCUAUCUGAGCUCGAUUUGAGUAACAACUUGCUGAGAGGAGAGAUAUCAUCACAAAUCUGCAAUCUAGAAAGCGUGGAGAAGUUAAAUCUCUCCCACAAUAAUCUCCUUGGUUUCAUACCACAUUGUUUCCAAGAAAUGAAUGGUUUGUCAAGCAUUGACAUAUCUGAUAAUGAUUUACAGGGUCCAGUUCCUAACACCAAAGUAUUCCGAGAUGCUCCUGCAGAAACAUUACAAGGGAACAGAGGACUGUGUGGUAAUGCUAGUGGAUUGAAACCUUGCAAAUCCGUCACACCAAAAAAACAAGUUUUAGGAAAAGGGGAGAUUAUCCUUUUUGCAGUUGGAGCAAUUGCCUUAUCAAUUGUGGGGAUUGGAAUCUGUAGUUUUCUUAGAAAGAAGACAGACUCAGAAAAAGAAAGAGGUGAAUUGUCAACUUCUGAUGGAAUGGCAUAUGAAGAUAUCAUAAGGGCAACUAAUAACUUUGAUGUUGCGAAUUGUAUUGGAGAAGGUGGAUCUGGAAUUGUUUACAAAGCAGAGUUGCCGUCGGGGGAUGUUAGAGCGGUAAAAAAAAUGCACUCUCUCUAUACUGAUCAGUUAUCGAAUCGAAAAGAGUUCUUCAAUGAAAUAAAGGCAUUAACAGAGUUACGACAUCGAAACAUCGUCAAAUUUUAUGGGUUUUGUUCAUAUACUCGAUAUUCAAUUUUAGUAUAUGAGUACCUUGAAAGAGGUAGCUUGGCCGACAUCUUGAAGAGCACUAAUACAGCCGUAGAACUAGAUUGGAGGAAGAGAAUAAAUGUUAUAAAAGGAGUAGCACAUGCAUUAUCUUACAUGCAUCAUGAUUGUUGCCCACCAGUUGUCCAUCGAGACAUAUCAAGCAAGAAUGUGAUAUUGGAUCAAGAAUAUGAAGCUCAUGUUUCAGACUUUGGAACUGCCAAGUUUCUCAAACAAGAGUCAUCAAACUGGAGUGAGCUUGCUGGCACAUAUGGAUAUAUUGCACCAGAGUUUGCUUACACGAGGAAGAUAACCGAAAAGUGCGAUGUGUAUAGCUUUGGAGUUUUAACAUUGGAAGUGAUCAAAGGGAAUCAUCCAGGAGAUUUUCUUUCCUUAUUUUCAUCUAAUGUGCCUCCCAAUAUGCCUAUACAGCUUAGUGAUGUGUUAGACUCUAGGCUUCCAGCACCAUCGCUUGAAGUUCAGGACAAGCUGAAAUGUAUCCUGGAGGUGGCCCUUUUAUGCUUAGACAAGAAUCCAGAAUUUAGACCUACUAUGCGGAUAGUGAGUGAGCACCAUAUAUAUUAG
Pistacia vera is the source of this 2742-nucleotide messenger RNA. RefSeq names its product MDIS1-interacting receptor like kinase 2-like. NCBI's taxonomy places the organism in Eukaryota, Viridiplantae, Streptophyta, Magnoliopsida, Sapindales, Anacardiaceae. The coding region runs from base 1 to 2742 and encodes 913 amino acids. Gene Ontology annotation, molecular function: protein kinase activity; receptor serine/threonine kinase binding; ATP binding. Gene Ontology annotation, biological process: protein phosphorylation. The record is from RefSeq and is a predicted model, not a curated record. The transcript has 2 exons.